This is a messenger RNA of Brienomyrus brachyistius, 901 nucleotides long. It is a transcript of the gene ndufs7, whose product is annotated as NADH:ubiquinone oxidoreductase core subunit S7. Lineage: Eukaryota; Metazoa; Chordata; Actinopteri; Osteoglossiformes; Mormyridae. The transcript is spliced from 8 exons. Gene Ontology annotation, molecular function: quinone binding; NADH dehydrogenase (ubiquinone) activity; 4 iron, 4 sulfur cluster binding. The coding region runs from base 103 to 756 and encodes 217 amino acids. Gene Ontology annotation, biological process: electron transport coupled proton transport; mitochondrial respiratory chain complex I assembly; aerobic respiration. The record is from RefSeq and is a predicted model, not a curated record.
AUGCUUUUAUUUUGAAAUAUUUUCGUGGGUAAUUACCGGAAACACCGUUUCACCCUAAAUACGACGCUCGGCCCUCGAGCUGUGGCGCAGGCCUUUUCAAGUAUGGCGAACGUUGUCGUUCCCUGCCUGUGCAGGUUUGGGUCAUUUUCUCUGAGGCCCAGUACUGCUGCUAUUAUCCAUAAGAAGUACGUUCACCAGAGAUCAAACACUGAGUUUGCAAACAGCCUGAUUCCGGUGAGAGAAAAAAGCAGUGCAGUAGCCCCCAAGUCUGCGGCCGCACCGAGCAGCAAAGGAGAGUAUGUCAUCGCCAAACUGGAUGACCUGGUGAACUGGGCGCGCAGGAGCUCCCUGUGGCCCAUGACGUUUGGCCUCGCCUGCUGCGCUGUGGAAAUGAUGCACAUGGCAGCACCUCGCUACGACAUGGACCGCUUCGGAGUGGUGUUCAGGGCCAGUCCCAGGCAGGCGGACGUCAUGAUAGUCGCUGGGACCCUGACAAAUAAGAUGGCCCCUGCACUUCGCAAGGUGUAUGACCAGAUGCCAGAACCUAGAUAUGUUAUUUCAAUGGGAAGCUGCGCUAAUGGUGGGGGCUAUUACCACUAUUCCUACGCUGUGGUGCGAGGUUGUGACCGUGUCGUGCCUGUAGACAUUUACGUUCCAGGCUGCCCCCCCACGGCGGAAGCUCUACUCUACGGCACUCUGCAGCUGCAGAAGAAGAUAAAGCGUGAGAAGAGGCUGAGGAUUUGGUAUCGCAAGUAAAGCCACCAUCUGCUUUUCCUGCUUUACACCUGUUCCUGGUUUGUAGUUUGUUUCCUGUAAAUCUGGCCGACAGGUGACUUUCUUUGUAGAUCCCGUAGAGGUGCUGCCUUUACCUGUAAUGGUAAUAAAUUAAUCUUGUACAUUG